Molecule: messenger RNA, 1740 nt
Organism: Monoraphidium neglectum
Lineage: Eukaryota; Viridiplantae; Chlorophyta; Chlorophyceae; Sphaeropleales; Selenastraceae
Exons: 1
Source: RefSeq, a predicted model, not a curated record
AUGGAUGGUGCGGCUGCAGACAGAGGGGCGGACGCCGAAUCCGGCACGGCGCACGGCGCUGCCAGCGGCGACGGUGGCGGCGGCGGCGGCGGGGACGAGCGAGGGGGCACGGGGACGAGCGGCACCAGGGCUGCCAGCGGGGCGGAGGCGAGCAGCAGCGGCAGCAGCAGUAGCGGCGGCAGCUCAGGGCCGAGCGCCGGGCGGCGCGGUGGUCAAACACGGCCAGGCUCCCCUUCGACAGCAACAUCAGGCCAGCGGCACAGUGAAGGCCGAGGCCAGCAGCAGCAGCAGAAGGAUCAGGAUCAGGAACAGCAGCAGGAACAGCGGCAGCAGCAGGAAGAUCAGCAGCAGCAGGAACAGCAGCAGCAGCAGGCCUCCCGCCAAAACCUGCACGCGGCGCGCCUCUCACGGCAGCUCGGCGUUUCCCCAGACCAGGCGGCCGCCAUGCUGUCGGCCCAGCCGUCCCUCGCGCGGCUGUCGCCAGGCGUGCUGCAGGCUCGGCUGGAGGAGUUGGGGGCCGUGUUUGGGGGCAGCAGGGUGGGCUUGGUGCGCAUGGUGACGAAGCGGCCGGCGCUGCUGCAGGCAGACCGCAGGCAGCUGCGCCAGCGCCUGCAGGCGCUCGCCGGCGCGCUGGGCCAGUCUGUCCCAGGCGUCGCGGCCGCCGCGCGCGCGCAGCCGGCGGUGCUCGGGCUAACGGCAGCCGCGGCGGCGGCGCGGGUGUCGGCGGCCGCGGCGGCGCUGCGGGCGCCGGCGGCGCGGUGCGCGCGGAUGGCGCUGCGGCAGCCGCUGCUCCUCAUUCUUGAUGAGCGGCAGCUGGCCGGGCGCCUCGCAUCCAUAUCCGACGCGCUCGCCCUGCCCGGCGGCCCCGCCGACGCGGCGGCGAUGGUCUCGGUGCGCCCGCUGCUGCUCGGCGCGUCGCCGGCGACGCUCGCAGCCAAGGCGGCGUCCCUCCGCGCCGCGCUCGGCUGCACGGGCGCCGCCGCUGCGCGGCUCGUGCGCCGCGCGCCGCAGCUGCUCGAGCUGUCGGCGGCCGCGGUGGCGGCGCGGGCGCGGCGGCUGCGGUACCUCCUCGGCGGCCAGCGGCGGCUGCUGCUCGCGCUGCGGCGCGAGGGGCGGGUGCUGCUGCGGGCGCCAAAGGGCCUGCCUGGCCGGCUGCAGUGCAUCGCCGCGCUGAUGGGCGCCGGCGCGACCGUCCUGGACGCGUCCGACACCGCGGCGCUGCGGCCCGCGCUGCUGCGGCGCUCGACCGCGUCACUGCGCGGCAGCUACCGCGCGCUGUCGGUGUGGGCGUUCGGGCCGCGGCUCAAGGCGGCGCUGGUGCGCACGCACCCGCUGCUGCUGCGGCUGUCGGCGGCGGAGGUGCACGGGCGCUGCAGGUGGUUGCGGGCGCAGAUGGCCGGCAGCAGGCCGCUCACCCGCGCCCUGCGGCGCGGCCGCGCCGCCGCGGUCGGGAAGCUGCUGCUGCACCUGCCGCGCGUCUGGCGGCGGCUGCAGUUCGUGGCGGAAGCCGGGCGGCAGCUUCCGGGCGGGCAGCAGCAGGGGCAGGGGCGGCCGUCGGAGGGGCAGGCGCAGCCGCUGGCAGGGCGGCUGGAGGGGCCGCAGCAGGCGAGGGAGCAGCAGCAGCAGCAGCAGCUGCCGAGCAGCUUCUUGGACUUGGUGGUGGCCCUGACUGACGAGGAGUUUGCGAAAGCGUUCCCGGGCUUUGAUCCAAAGAUUGGGGACGGCGCGAAGGCCGGGAAG